AUGCCUCUCACUAAACCACCACCGCCACCACCCAAACCAACUUUUGAUGAUCCAUCCACGCCCCCUGACUUUAACGACAAGUUCAAAAAGAAGGAGACGACAAAGUAUAUGAAUGCCUGUGCAUUGGAAGAAAAGCAAAGUAUGAAAUGCCUCGACAAGAACAAUUACGACAAGUCGAAAUGCGAAUAUUACUUUUUGCAAUACCGAGAAUGUAAAAAGAAGUGGCUCGAGGAACGUCGCAAGUUACGAAGAGCAGGUGCCCUGUAA
Lichtheimia ornata is the source of this 267-nucleotide messenger RNA. RefSeq lists its product as uncharacterized. The transcript has 2 exons. Bases 1 to 267 code for a protein of 88 amino acids. The record is from RefSeq and is a predicted model, not a curated record. Lineage: Eukaryota; Fungi; Mucoromycota; Mucoromycetes; Mucorales; Lichtheimiaceae.